Molecule: messenger RNA, 6866 nt
Organism: Drosophila virilis
Lineage: Eukaryota; Metazoa; Arthropoda; Insecta; Diptera; Drosophilidae
Gene: mtgo
Product: miles to go
Molecular function (GO): protein binding
Source: RefSeq, a predicted model, not a curated record
CGCGUUUGGGUCUUCGUGUGUCGCCUGUUGUUGUGUGUUUUCUGUUGCUUUGGUUAAUGUUAAGCCAAAUGCCAACAAGUUAAAGCCGACCAAAAUUGCAAAUAUCUUAACGCAUUUUCCGAACUACCACAACAGGUGCAAGAAACAUAAAAUUGAAACACAAAACAGUGCCAUGCUAAAUAAAACAAUAACAAAUUGUUGCUGUUAGUUGAAUAGGUUUGUUUUCUUCGUGCUCAUAUUCGCGUUCGUGCCGUAUGUGUUUUGAAUUUGUGCCUGUGUAUGUGCAUAUGUGUAUAUAUAUGUGUGUGUGUGUGUGUGUGAGUGAGUGUGUGUUGUGCGAAAUAACGAAAACAUUUUCAGCCGUUUUGCUGUCUUGUUGCAGCAACUGAUGCUGAAAAUGAAAAAAAUACCUGAAAUUUAAGCACCGCUUGAUUAAGAUAAAGUUAAACUAAAUUAGAGCUCAGAAAAAAUGGUAUUAUUGACGAAAAGUGAGCAACUGCAGCUGAAAUCUCUCAAGUCACACAGGAAUCAAGGCAGAGUAAUCCCAGAGCAAUUGGCAAGUAAAAGUUGCAUUUAGAAUACUGUUAGAAUACAUUCAAAUGGCAGCAGCAACAGUAAGCUCUCACCUGAAGACACCGUCGACUGAGACACAGUUGGACUUGGUGUGCGACGAAUGUGUCUAUUACGACAGUUGCGGCAUGUCCACGGCAACGGCCACCGAUGAGGGGGCAGAGAUAUUUAUCGAUAACAGCACACAAACCGAGGACGCACCAGAGGAGGUGGAACAGCUCAAGAUAACAGAAGCGCAGCUCGAGCAAAUACCCGAGGAAGAGCAGGAGAUUACAACACCAAACGGUAUAACGGCCGAGGGGCAUAAGGAUUACGAGAUGAACAGCAAGAUGAGAGUUUUGCUGGAGUUCCCAAAAGAAGCCUCGUCGGAACAGAGCCCCAAAGAUGCACACGCCUUCGAUGUAUUCACCUACAACGAUGAGAGCGGGAACGAUGAUGUGGCCAGGCUGACGGGCCUGGCACUCAAGAUGGGCUAUGCGCGGAUUAUCGACUACGAUAACUUGCGCAUUAUCGAGCAUGUUAUCGAAAGCGACGACGAAGAAGAAGAAACUGGGGCUGAACAGGAAACUGCGGCGACAGCGUCAGGCCCGGCCACACAGGAGGAAUUGCAGCAGGCUUGCCAGGAUUUGGUGGCUUUCAUUGACGAAAGCUAUCAGUUAAUCGACAAGGCGGGCGCCAGCCAUGUGUCCGAGUUGCCGGUCACCCAAACUGUUGUCGACAACAACAACAACAACCACAGCGAGGCACACGACAUAGCCAACGGCCCGGAGCGGGCCAAAGCGACGCGCAAGGAGCGUAUCCCAAUUAACAAGUCGGACGACUUGUCAAAUCAAACGGCCCACAGCAGCGCUCUGGUCAAGGCUUCUCAAUCGAAUCUGACGCCCCUGGCGCCGCCCUUCCAGCCCGCCGCAUUGCGGGCCAAGUCGCAGCCAGCAGCAGCUGCCGGCAGCAGCAGCAGCAGCAGCAGCAUGUCUAUGCUGGCUCUGGGAGCACCACCAGCACCGGCCAGCUUCAACAGAGGCCAUGCGGCAUCGAGUACCUUGUAUGCAGCCUACGAGCACACAACUGUUUUCUAUCAGCAACACGCGCUGUCCACCUUGCAGCAGCAGCAACAGCAACAGCAGCAACAGCAGCAGCAGCAGGUGUCACCCAAGCAGCAGCAUUGCAGCCAACACGGUGGCAUGCCACACAUUCAUGUGCAGUCCAGCAAUGGUCCACAAUUGUUGCCCGUGCAAUUGAUUACCUUGACGCCGACGGCAGCAGCCGGCACUGCAGCGCCGGCAGCUGCUGUUGCCACACCAGCCGGCGCCGGCGGCGGCUGGCCACUUGUGGAGGCGCCAAUAUAUAUGGACAUCAAUGGAGAGUAUCGCAGCUUCUGCCCGGCUCAUGGACCGCCAGCCGUGGCAGCUGGCGGCGCCGGGCAGCCACUGCUGACGCACCACCAUGCGCCGCAACAGCAGCUCAAUCAUCUGCAUCAUCAGCAGCAGCAACGAGAGCAGCAGCAACAUCAUCGGGAGCAGCAGCAGCAGCAGCAGCAGAAACUUGUGCAGCAACAAUUGACACCGUCGGUGGCCGUUGUGACAAAUGUUAAUGGAAAUAUCGGCCAGGCAGCGGCAACAGCGCCGCAAUUGCUGCUGCAACUGGACGCGGCCAUUCAACAACGUCAGUCACAACAACAACAACAGCAACAGCAGCAACAGCAGCAACAACUGCAACCAGCAAUAGUUGCCGCUGGCAAACGCAGCAAAGUUUAUCGAGGUCCCACGGCCGUUCAAAUGGUGUCCCACAACCGCCAGCCGCCGACGAUGACGAUGCCGGUGCAGGUGCCACCAUAUGUAAAUGAGAAUGGAACACUGACCCAUGUUGUGCUGCCACCGCAGCAAUACCAGCAGUUGCAUACCGGACAGGGCCAUCUGCAUGCAGCGCCAUUUAUAAGCAGCAAUGGCACAUCGCAUUUUUAUACGCCGCUGCCUGGCUAUCCUCCAGGUCCUGGGCCGGCUGGCAAUGGGCCGCCUCACUAUCAUAUGCCACCGCCGCCGCCGCCACCAGGCGCCCAGCAGCAGCCCACGUCUGCGGCGGGCGGCGGAGUGCCUCCGCCAACGCCACAGCCGCAUUUACAUUCCCCGCACUCGCCAUCACCACCCCACUAUAGGGACGAGCGCAGUCAGCGGCAGCACAUGAAGAUGCUACGCAGGUUGGAGAAGUGGCGCGAGCUAAGAAACUCCUCCAUGUCCACGCCCACGCACUCGCCCUCUCCGCGACGCAGUGAUACCAAUGGGCAUUACAACAACAACAGCAGCAACAACAACAUUCCAGGAGCACAGCAGCAGCACAACACUCACAUGCCCAACCAUGGACGCCACGUGCCACACCAACAGCAGCAGUCGCAGCAGCAGCAGCAGCGCAACGCGGCCGUUCUGAACCCGACUGGGCAACAGGGGGAAGUUGCCACGGGGAGCAAUGCGGGCGGUACCAGCUCUGUGGGCACUUCUGACGAUGGUGAGGACACUUCGAACUUGGCCCCCGAAGAUGAAGAGGACUACAAGGCCUUGAUUGUGGAACAAAUAUCGGCCAUCGAUAAACCAGAGGUGAUCGACGUUAGUUCGCGCACCGCAAAAAUCAUUUGGGUCCCACCGUCCAUUUCGGACGCGAUGCUGCUAAACGUGCGAGACCUGCGCUACCAAGUACUACUUAGUGACACGGGAAAACAAUGCAAGUACAAGAGUCUCUACCGCGGAGAGGCAUACGAGUGCAUUGUCCAGGAUCUGCAGCCGGGGCAGGAGUAUUUGGUGCGGCUGCAAGUGCACUAUCAGCAGCUGCAAGGAAGCGUUAGCGAGCCCGCCGAGUUCAAGACGCCCGCUUGCGAGCCGGAUCAGCCGCUGCCGCCGAAGCUGGUGUCGCGCACCAAGAGCUCUAUUAACUUGCGCUGGACGGCGCCGGCGGCCAACGGUGCACCAAUUCAACACUAUCUGUUGGAUUACGACGAGGGGCGUGGCAAUGCACUGCAGUUCGUGGAACUGGCCAAGGUCCGAGCCAAGCAUUACGUGCUAAACAAGCUGCAGGCGACGACAGUUUAUAGCUUUCGCCUAGCCGCCGUUAACGAGGUCGGCCAGUCAGCGUACUCGCAGGUGACCAGCUAUAGUACAGCCGGCAAUCCGCCCACAGCGCCCAUGGCACCCCAGUUGCAAGCCUGCAGCGCCAACUCGCUGCACCUCGUCUGGGAUCGGCGGCCCCAGGACGGCGACUUUCUGCUGCAGCUGCAGGAUGCCGAGUCCGGACAUGGUUACCUGAACAGCUACAAGGGAGGCGACACCCACUAUGAGUGCCUGCAGUUGCGCCGCGCCACCAGCUAUCAAUUUCGUUUGCGCACUGAAAACGAUGCCGGAGUUUCGCCCUGGUCCCCGGAGGUCAAUUACAGUACGGCUGCAGAACGCCCUGGGCGACCGGGAAAGCCGCAUGCAAAGGGCAAGAUACACGGUACACACUUCAAGGCGCGUUGGGAGCCACCUGCGGACACGGGUGGAUCCGAAAUAUUGCGCUACCAUCUGGAGCUGAGUGCCGGACCCAGUUUUGAGCGCAUUUACUCUGGCAGUGAGACCGAGGCUAUGUGCGAGCGCCUUCAGCCGGGCAUCACGUACCAGUUGCGUGCCUGCUGCGAGAGCCCCGCCGGCCAAAGCCCGUUCUCGGAGAUUGCACAUGUGACCACGGAAGCAGUGCCACCGGGCGCUCCGCCACAGCCUCAGUGCGAUGCACCACCAACACCUUACGCGGCUCUGCUAAGGCUAACCCAUCCUGAGAAUAAUGGCGGGGCACCAGUUCUCGAGUUUGAGGCGCAACUCCGCUGCCUGGACAUGUUAGAGCAGUCGCCAGCGCAGCCGUCACAAAUCGUAUACCGCGGCAAACAGGACUUCUUUGUGGCACAGCAGCUGGCGCCAGGCGGUCUCUACGAGGUGCAAGCGCGUGCCAUUAACCGCGUCGGAGCGGGCAAUUGGUCUCAGUGGCUGCGCUUUACAGCCGCCGCAGCACCACCUGGGCCGCCCAAUGCGCUCCAAGUGUUGGUCAAGUCCGCCACACAUUUAAGCGUCAAUUGGCAGCCGCCUGCGCUGCUCAAUGGAUCAGCCGUCAGUGGCUACACCUUGCAGAGCGCCAGCCAGCAGCUGGAUGAGCCGCAAGUGGAGCCGCCAAGCACACAGUUCAACGGGUGCUACCAGGGUCCGCAGACCUUUGUUGAGCUGCGCAAUCUGACGCCCUACACGCGCUAUUACCUACGCGUGCUGGCCAGCAAUGCAGCCGGCACGGGACCUGCUACGGACGUGGUGUGCGUCGCAACACCCGCUGCAGUGCCGGGCGCGCCGCAAAUGCAGGCCUACGAGUUCACCGCCACGGAGGUAACACUGAACUGGACGGAGCCGGCCUCGCAUGGCGCUGCAAUCUGCAGCUACAAUAUUGAGUAUGGAGAGCGGACGAUUGCUACACCCGAUGCCUGUACGCGAUACACGGUAGUUGGGCUAACACCAGAGACCAGUUACAAGUUCCGCGUGCAGGCGGUAAACGCGAUAGGCGCCGGAGUUUUUAGUGCUUAUGCCAAGCUAACGACGCAGCCGGCGCCGCCAGCUCCGCCCAGGCUGGAAUGCAGCGGUACUGGCCACAACUACAUAAAGCUUAAGUGGAGCGAAAGCGUCAAAACCGGCGGCCCUUACGCUGUGGCGAGCGGUGGUGGUGGUGGCGGCGGCACAAUCGGUGCUGGCAAUACGGAUUUCACCAAGUACUACGUGGAGAUGUAUGUGGCAAGAGCGAAACAGUUUCAGACAGUCUAUUCGGGCACCAACUGCAUGUGCAAGAUCCACAAACUGCAGGAGCGCAGCAGCUACACAUUCCGCAUCUAUGCACACACGGACCGCGCCGGCGACGGCGAAUACUCCGAGGAGUAUAUAUUCGAGACGAGCGCCACGCUGCCGGCCAAUAUUAAGGCGCCGCGCGUGGUGCACGAAAGCGUCUGCCUGCUGGACCAGGCUAGCCAGCCGCUCAUGCAGCUGACUCUCGAGUGGCAGCAUUCGAAGAACAGCUUCAGCGAUCGCGUCGAGUACGAGCUGCAGUAUGCUAUUGUCGCCUCCUCCGACCCAGACUCUUCCAGCUCGCCCAAGGCGCGCAGCACUAGCGGCAGCAGCAGCAGCAACGGGCCCAAUGUCGCUGUAAACAAUCUAGACUACAGACAGCUGUAUCGCGGACCAGAGACCAAGUUUACCAUAGACAAUCUGACGGCAGGAACUUGCUACCAGUUUCGGGUGUGCCCGGUGCGUGUCACCUCCGGCGGAGAGCUGCUGCACGGUCAAUCUUCGACGGCACUGCGCUAUCAAGUGCCCAGCGAGCUGGACGCUAGCUCCGCUUCCUGUCAUCAUCUGCAUGGGUCCACAGCAGCUCCAAAUCAGGUAACGCAGCGCGCUAGCCGCAAGCUAUUGGAAACUAACGGCCCCUCCGGCGGGCUGCAUCAGCGCUCGGUUAGCGCUUCGGCUAUUAGCGGCAACAGUGGAGUUGGCGCGGAUGCUCAGGCGAUUGGCCGGCUACAGCAUGAGCUGUCGGCCGCUGGCUUCAAUGCUUGCAGCGACCCGCUGCAUCAUCACCAUCAUCAUCAUCAUCACCAUCAUCAACAGCAUCAAGCGUGCCCCGGUGAGGCAACCGCCUCAAGUCUGGCUGCUCCAUCCGCCUCCGGCUUGCAACUGCGCGGCAACAGCAGUGCCGCUCAUCACAUGCACCACCAGCACCACUUGCACCACUCGCACCACAUGCAUCAUGCGCAUUUCACGCACGCCUCUGCCGCCGGCGCCGUUAUGGGUUCCCCAAGCAACAGCAGCAAUUACAGCGUACCACAUGGCAGCGUCCUCAGACGCUUCGCCUCCUGGCUGACGGCGCUCUACUAUAACAGGAAGCGGCUGACGGACCAACAGAAGGCGGUCUUCUUCGUGGUUUCAUUCGUGUUUGUCACAUUCCUGGUUGCCAUGCUGGUGCACAUGCUUUGUGGCUGAGCUGGUGUUCACGGCGAACGCGACUCCACACUGUAAAGGUUAACACAAAUCCCAAUUGGUGUCUCAAAAAGUGAUUUCCAUUGACUAGCUGUAAAUCACUUGCAUUUGUUUUCUUUUUUAUUUUUUAUAUGUAUGUAUGUAUGUAUAUAUAUAAAAAUCCAUUGUACAUCUCCAAAAUAUAAAAAGGAAACAACAAUAACACACACACACACACACACACACACAUUCACAAACAAUUCGUAAUUACAUUAUAAUGAAUCUACACAAUUAACA